AUGGUUAAGCAAUCCAAAGAUUACGCCAAAAAGUGUGUUCGGUGCCAAAAACAGGCGUCCCACAUUCACAAACUGGCCUUCCCUCUUAAGAUGAUCUCUAGUCCUUGGUCGUUCGCUGUUUGGGCCUUUGACAUUAUAGGCAAGAUGCCGAAGGCCCCCGGCGGGUUUGAGUAUAUGCUUACUGCAACUGAUCUUUACACCAAAUGGGUCAAAGCUGUCCCUUUGGUUCAAACCAAGGCAAGUGAUGUGCAGAGCUUUAUUCGGAAGCACAUUAUUUCUCGGUUUGGCAUUCCGUAUGCCAUUUUGUCGGAUAAUGGUUCCCAGUUCGUUGCUGCGGCCAUAAAGAUCUUCUACCAGAAAUACGGCAUCCUCAUCCAAAAUUCCUCGGUGGCCUACCCACAGGGAAAUGGACAAGCUGAAGCUUCCAAUAAAACGAUAGCACGAGGGCUGAAGCGACGCCUUGAUUAG
Rhododendron vialii is the source of this 468-nucleotide messenger RNA. RefSeq lists its product as uncharacterized. The transcript has a single exon. The record is from RefSeq and is a predicted model, not a curated record. Gene Ontology annotation, biological process: DNA integration. Lineage: Eukaryota; Viridiplantae; Streptophyta; Magnoliopsida; Ericales; Ericaceae. Gene Ontology annotation, molecular function: nucleic acid binding. The coding region runs from base 1 to 468 and encodes 155 amino acids.